UACUUUAAGUACAUUUUAUACCUACAUCCUUUUACUUAAGUAAAGGAUCUGAAUACUGGUUGAGGUUAGAAUGGGGGGUUUUCGGACACCAUAAAUCCAGUUCCCAGAUUUCCGACAGCAUUGAAAGCAGCAUUAGCUGCUGCAGUGUUGCGGUCAGCAGACAGACAGGCAGGCAGGCAGACAGACAGGCAGGCAGACAUCACGGACAAGCCUCACGGUGCAGAACAGCUCGGUGCUCUCGUUUCUUUCAUUUGAUUGAUUAGCGGUAAUUAUGGCCGGUAUGAACACGGAGGAGACCAACGUGGAGCUGAAGGAUGCGGAGACCAGAGAUGCUGAGCCGAAGGAUGCGGCGGAUGCUGCUGCGGAUGCUGACGCGACGGAGGCCGACGUGAGUGAAGCGGAUCUGGACCAGGAGGAGCAGGAGAAGCAGCCGAUGACCGGAGGAGGAGGAGGAGGUGGUGGAGGAGACCGGGCUGAGGACGCCUCGUCUGCCGGCGGAGAGGCGGCGGCGGCGGCGGCGGAGAAAAACGGCUCCGUGAAGCUGAAGAUCCCCGAGGAGGCGGAGGAGGUGAAAUUCACCGGGCUGACCAAGGAAGAGCUGCUGAGGGUGGCCGGGACCCCCGGCUGGGUGCGGACCCGCUGGGCGCUGCUGGUGGUGUUCUGGCUCGGCUGGUUGGGGAUGUUGGGUGGAGCCGUCCUCAUCAUCCUGCAGGCUCCUCGCUGCAGAGAUCUGCCCGCCACCAACUGGUGGAACGACGGCCCGCUGUACCAGAUCGGAAACAUCCAGGCUUUCACCGACAGCCGCAACCUGAAGGGCCUGGAGCAGAAGAUCGGCAGCCUGUUUCAGCUGAAGGUUAAAGGUCUGGUGGUCGGACCGAUCCACGUCGCCCCGGCAGACGAAGCCAUGAGCCUGAGGUUCGAGGAGAUUUCCCCCGAGGCCGGAAACCUGGAGCAGUUUAAAGGCCUCGUCCGGGCCGCUCAUAAGAAGGGUAUUUCUGUGGUUCUGGAUCUGACUCCAAACUACCAGGGAUCAUCUGGACCCUGGUUCUCCAACAUCAGCGUGACCAACGUAGCUGAGAGACUGAAGUCUGCUCUGGUGUUCUGGCUGAACGAAGGCGUGGAUGGCGUGCAGUUGUCGGGGGUGGAGCGGGUGGCCAGCGUGGUGCCGUCUCUGUGGACCGACAUCCGAGCCAUCGUCCAGAACGGGACGGACGAGCAUCCCAACAAGAGAGUCCUGAUCGGCGUCACAGACCGCUCCUCGGCUAACGACGUGUCCGACCUCCUCUCCUCUACCGGCGUCGACCUGCUGAUCUCCAGGGUCCUCCGCCCCGCCGCGGAGCACGCUCAGGCCGUCCAGCUCCUGUAUUCGUCCCACAUCCAGACCAAGCUGGCCUGGAGCCUGGGGGGGCGGACCGAGGGUCACCUGGCGUCGCUGGUGGGCCCGGCUCUGGUCAAACUGCACCAGCUGCUGCUGCUCACGCUGCCCGGGACGCCCGUCUUCAACUACGGAGACGAGAUCGGCCUGAUGGACGAGGGCACCAAGUUUCCCAGAAUGCUUUGGGACUCUGAUGAGGCGCUGAAUGGGACUCUGCAGGAGGAGAGGGCGGAGCGUCUGUCCUGUCGCAGUUUUUUCCGCAGUCUGAGCGAGCUUCGUGCUAAAGAGCGCUCCCUGCUGUUCGGAGACUUCCUCCUCCUCUCUAACUCCUCCUCCUCCCUGGCGUACCUGCGGGUCUGGGAUCAGAGCGAGCGUUACCUGGCCGCCUUCAACUGGGCGGAGGAGGCGGCGGCGCUGCAGCUGAGCGACGCGGCGCUGCCUCGGCGGGCUGCGGUCGUCCUCAGCACCAACAGCAGCUCCCUGCCUGCAGACAGCAGCGUGGACCUGACGAACCUGCAGCUCGGCCCCGGACAGGCCGCGCUCCUCAGGUUUCCCUACGCUGGAUAGAGUUUAGAUUCGGUGUCGUCUGUUAUCAGCUGUUAUCUCCAGAAAACACGAUGAUUAAAGCCUCAUUCAGACAUCACAGGGGGAGGCGGGGAAUGACAUCUUCACUGAGCUCGUCGGUAAUUUAGCUCAUCGUUCUGGACUCAUUUGAACCCUGGUGAAAUGAAGACCUGGUCUGUUAUAGACGUGGACAUUCAGCAGUCAGAAAUCGCGCUCCCUCUCAGUCAUACCUGAACAUAGACAUGAACCAAAAGAAACCUCCCGAGGAUAUCGUUAUCUCUGAUGUCCGUCCAGAACAAAGAGAACAGCAGCACCGACCUGCAGCUGACAUCACCACAGACCAUCUGAUGUUACGGGGUCUCGCCCCCCCUGACGGCUGUAAUGUGUCCUGUCGUCGAUAUUAGCAUGUUAGCAUCUAUCAGAUUAGCAACAACAUUUUCCCUCCAUUUUCACAAAAGUCACAUUUCAGCUGAAAAUAUGCAGCAGAAGGAAAAAAACUAGGACGGGGUUUAAACGACCGGAGGAGCGGCCAGUUCAGACAACCAGGAGCUCAUUGUAGUUGCAAUCAUAACCGGGGGGGGGCAAAUAACGAGACUGAAACCUCCCUUACAGACAGUCUGAGUGGGGCGUUAUUCAAACGAUCUGGUUACACUGUUAAUAAAUGUUUUACGGUCUUCACUCACAUUUAUUGUGUUGAAUAUAAACCUGAUGUGACACCUGCUCUCUCUCUCUACUCUGCAUUCUGAAAACAAAAUAAAAAUAAAAACUAAGGAAAAGCAA
Siniperca chuatsi (mandarin fish) is the source of this 2719-nucleotide messenger RNA. RefSeq names its product solute carrier family 3 member 2b (gene slc3a2b). The record is from RefSeq and is a predicted model, not a curated record. The transcript has 8 exons. The coding region runs from base 272 to 1942 and encodes 556 amino acids. NCBI's taxonomy places the organism in Eukaryota, Metazoa, Chordata, Actinopteri, Centrarchiformes, Sinipercidae. Gene Ontology annotation, biological process: carbohydrate metabolic process; amino acid transport.